AUGGCAUUGACAAUAGCAAUCAAGAAACCAAAGAUUAUACCUGGAGAGUUUAAACAAGAACAAAACGACAAAGCACUGGUACUGCCAUCACCGACAUCCAUAACUCCAUUACCACCCAACACAAUGACACCUCAAAUGCUAUCGAUCAAUCAAUUCAUUGGCGCAAUUGACACAUCAGAGAUGAAGACCAACGUUGACAAUCUGACAAAGAUAGUCUCCAAUCUGACGGAUCAGAACAAGGAGAAUAUCAAGUGGGCAAAGAACCAGAUGGUGAUGACCUGCGACAUUGGCCAGGCGGUGGCUGGUCUGGACGAGAAGGUGGAGACAGAGAUACAGAAACUGAACACCAAGCUGGACAUAGAGGUACAGAAGCUGAACGACAAGGUUGACAAGACGCUGCAGCAGUUGGACAAGCAGACUCAGUUAUUGGAGAAUAUCUACAAUUGCCUGUACCAUAGCCAAAUUAGAAACCAAUGA
Acytostelium subglobosum LB1 is the source of this 477-nucleotide messenger RNA. RefSeq lists its product as hypothetical. Bases 1 to 477 code for a protein of 158 amino acids. The record is from RefSeq and is a predicted model, not a curated record. NCBI's taxonomy places the organism in Eukaryota, Evosea, Eumycetozoa, Acytosteliales, Acytosteliaceae. The transcript has a single exon.